GAACACGCCCUAAUGGUUGCUUAGCAACGCAAUUGUUAAGAUCAUAAAAGAUACACAGAAGUUUGAUCAAAUGUUUUUAAAAGUAAUCCGUUGUAUUUAUAUGUCGUCUUUGAUUACAUUGGUGAUUGACGUCAAUCGAUGUCAAUAAUAAAUGUUAGGUCAGUAAUGUAGCCAUUAUUAUUUAUCUGCCUCGUUUUGAAAAAACUUUCAAUUAAGCUAUCAAAAAUCCAGUGUUUAUUGUUGAACGUGUUAUAGCAAUUGAUAGUAAAAUUGAUGAUGUGUUGUCGAGGUGUUCAGUGAACCGUUAUGACAGGUACAUGCAUCAAACAAAUAAAAUCAACGUCGGCUUUAACUACAGCAACGACCAAGGUUUACGCCGCCGCCGCCGCUGCUGUUGUCUCUCCACAAGAAGAACCCUCUCCCCUAAGACGUUACAUGACCAAACAGGAAGCUGAAAUACUAAGGCGAAACUCUACGUCUGAUUUAGAAAGAGAAUUUAUGAAUUACAUUGAAAUGCAACAACACGAUGGACAUGGCAUACAUAAAUAUGGACCUAUGCACAGAAACGACGCCAUCGAUGAACAUGGGACGAACGGCAGAUUUGCAUUACCCUCACCUACUGUGCAACGUUAUCCAAAUCACAGCUACAUGGAACCAAGAAGCCCCAUUAUGUCUCAUAACUAUAGAACACCAGUGACGCAAGGAAAUAUGACAAUCAUGACUAAUAUGCCUUUUAUUAAAGAAGAGCCUGACACCUCCCCUGUUGCAUGUGGAAUGUCCAAAGAAAGCAUAAAAAUAAAAAAAACGGGGGAAUUCUAAAUAUGUGAGUUAUUAUUUGUUCACGACAUGAUUUGUAAUAAUAAUUCUGAACUGAUCCGUUACUCAUGGUUAUGAGACAAAUAGCUAACACCUUGGAACACUUACUAUCUGGAGUGGCCAUCUUGAUUAUUUUUGAAGCAAAAUUAAUAAAUCAGAGAUGUCAAAUGUCUCCGUCCCUAGUUUGUAAGAUUUUUACCUUUCACAUAUUGUAAAUGACUGAAUUAUUUAAUAAUAAAAAUAUAAGGGAGGUG
This is a messenger RNA of Hydractinia symbiolongicarpus, 1070 nucleotides long. RefSeq lists its product as uncharacterized. Bases 307 to 819 code for a protein of 170 amino acids. The transcript has 2 exons. The record is from RefSeq and is a predicted model, not a curated record. NCBI's taxonomy places the organism in Eukaryota, Metazoa, Cnidaria, Hydrozoa, Anthoathecata, Hydractiniidae.